Penicillium oxalicum is the source of this 843-nucleotide messenger RNA. RefSeq names its product DNA 5'-adenosine monophosphate hydrolase. Gene Ontology annotation, biological process: double-strand break repair; single strand break repair. Gene Ontology annotation, molecular function: double-stranded RNA binding; single-strand break-containing DNA binding; single-stranded DNA binding. The transcript has 2 exons. Lineage: Eukaryota; Fungi; Ascomycota; Eurotiomycetes; Eurotiales; Aspergillaceae. The record is from RefSeq and is a predicted model, not a curated record. The coding region runs from base 1 to 843 and encodes 280 amino acids. Gene Ontology annotation, cellular component: nucleus.
AUGUCUGAGAUGAAGCAAGACAGAAACAAUCAAGACCCUACCCCAUCCUCCUCGCGUGAGCUGCAGAUCCCGGCCAAACGGAAUGCCUUCACGGAGCUACUCUCGUCCCGUCACAAGCAGUCAAAACAGGCCGUGGGUCAUUCGUCACCUGGAAACGUCCCUCUGGACCGACAAGCGUUUUCUGGAGGUCGCGACGGCCUAGGCGCAUACAUUUCCAAGCCAGAGACAUAUCCAUCCAGUGUCGUCAUUUACUACAAUGAGGAUUUCGUGGCGAUUCACGACAUGUUCCCCAAGUCUUCGCUCCAUCUCCUCCUCCUCCCGCGCGAUCCCACGAAGACCCGUCUUCACCCAUUUGAGGCGUUCGAAGAUGUCGAGUUUCUUGCAAAGGUGAAAACUGAGGCUCAGAAGCUGCGAAAACUAGCCGCGACCGAGCUGCGACGAAAAUACGCCAAGGGUUCCGCACAAGAGCAGGCCAGACUCGCAGCUCUGACUGCGGAUUCGCCGCCGGACGAACUACCACUGGGUCGAGAUUGGGAGCAAGAGAUUAGAUGCGGAGUGCACGCCGUCCCAUCGAUGAACCAUCUACAUGUGCAUGUGAUUGCGGUGGAUAGAUACAGCGAGCGGUUGAAACACCGCAAGCACUACAACAGCUUCUCGACCCCCUUUUUUGUGCCCAUCGAUGACUUUCCGCUGGCACCGGGAGACCCACGUCGGCAGCCAACACAAGAAGGCUACCUGAAAUGGGAUUUGGUUUGUUGGCGCUGUGGGCGCAAUUUUGGUAACCGUUUCGCUGAAUUGAAGCUACAUCUCGACGAAGAAUUCAAGGAAUGGAAAAAGCUAUGA